Molecule: messenger RNA, 6668 nt
Organism: Serinus canaria (Common canary)
Lineage: Eukaryota; Metazoa; Chordata; Aves; Passeriformes; Fringillidae
Gene: NINJ2
Product: ninjurin 2
Exons: 4
Coding region: 250-654 (134 amino acids)
Biological process (GO): cell adhesion; tissue regeneration
Cellular component (GO): membrane
Source: RefSeq, a predicted model, not a curated record
CAGGCCUGGGGGCAGCCAUUAGGCAAAUAAGGCACCUUCAACCCUGUCCCCAUCAUGAGGGGUUCCACGGGGAGCCACGUGAGCUUUUUCUGAUUGACCUUGAUGAAGGGAUGCUGGAAAUAGAUAGUUAAACCAUUUCAGCUGGGACAUCCUCAAGACUCAGUAAACAUUCCCACUGGAAUGAUCUGCUCCUCCUGGCUCCUCCGUGUCAAGCCGCAGCAGGACGCUGACUGAAAGCUCCUUCUGGAAAUGAUUGUGGGCAUGAAUCCUCACCUCCGGGUCAACGGGCCCAUGAACAUCAACCACUACGCCACCAAGAAGAGCGUGGCAGAGAGCAUGCUGGACGUAGCACUCUUCAUGGCCAAUGUCACCCAGCUCAAAGCUGUGCUGGAGCAGGGGACAUCCUUCCAGUACUAUGCCACCCUCAUCGUGCUCAUCAGCAUCUCCCUCUUCUUCCAGGUGAUGAUUGGGAUUCUCCUGAUCAUCACUGCUCGUUUGAACCUGAAUGAUAUUGCAAAGCAACCCCGCCUGAACAUACUCAACAACGCUGCCACAGCUCUCAUCUUCAUCACAGUCAUCCUCAACAUCUUCAUCACAGCCUUCGGGGUGCAGAAGACUGGCCUCUACCCUAGCAGGAAUUUUGGACCUUAUUAACUCAUGGGGCAAUGGACUCAGGACCUGAGCAGAGCAGCUCUCUUCCACGUUUCCACUGACCUCAGCAGGAGCCCAUGGAUGAAUCCUGAAAACUGGGUUAAACUUCAAAACUCUGUGUGUAUCACAGCAUACCUUGCUGUAAUGCUUUUGCAGCUCUGAGGGAUAGGAACACUGCCUUUCCAAGCUAGGACAAACUUUGCAAGAGAAAACUGCAGGAACAGCAGCAGAUAUACAUUUUGAAAGUGCAGUUCUGUAAAUCUCUUUUCUUAUUUUAGCUGCCUGCUUCACAUUUUCAAUAUUAGCUCAUUUGGUAGAGAAGACUGAAUUAUUUACUUUGUAGGCUAAGUAAAUAAGUUCAGCUCUUUUUUUUUUGUCUCAAACAUAAGUUGGUGCCCUUACAGCAAUUCCAUGUAAUAGUUUACCUCCCAAGUGUUGGAAUGGAUUUCUCAAGCUAAAAAAGAAGUUUUCCUAGGAGGAAGAAUGGUGUGUGUAGAUGAAGAUAGCUAGGACCAGUUCAAAUGUUUUCCUAGUUGUUUAAAAUUAAAUGUGACAUAAUUAAGAAAACAAUCAGAUAUUUCCAGCACUGGGAUAUUAACAAGGACAGAAAAUAGUUAUUGUGGUCUGAUGUUAUGAUCAACAACCUAUCAUGAAUGAUGUCAAAAUAGCUUGAUAAUACUUCAUAGAAAACGAAGAAACAUUAUACAUAAGGACACAGCCUAGGCUUAUUGCUGCAAUGAAAAAUUACAGUUGAAUAGCUUAUUCCUUUAUUUAAAAAAAUCACCAUUAUGAUUUAUUCGUCUCACUAAUAUAAAUGUUUUAAAAUGUAUUUGGUUUAUAAUGACAGCUCUGGUAAUUCUGUGUUAUUAGAACAAUUUGUUUCCUUGAGAAAAAAAUCAUUUGAAUUAAUGAGUUUCAUGAUUUUUAUGGAAGAGUAAAAAUUUUCAAUCCUAAAUUUUUUAACUCUAUAGUCAUGCUAAAAAAUGGUAUUUUAAUAGCCUUAUGUAAGCCUAUUUAAAUAAUUACAUGCUCUUUUGAUUAUUAAAUGAUUUUUCCAUUGUACUGCAGAAUCAGAGUUUAAUAUGGACUUCUCAUUUUGUCUAUCCAUGCCACCCCUGAGAGAAAUGCCAUGAAAGCAUCCUCACAUCAUUCUUCAGGAGCUACUGGGAGUGUCUGACACUUAGAAACAGAUACAGACAGAUUUAAUUUGCAUUCUGUAUUUGUCUUUACAAAACCAAAUUUGUCAGUCACACGUGGUGCUUUUUCAGAGGGGGUGUGAACGAUCCUGCCCAGGAACUGGUGGGUAAGGCCAGCAGCCAGCAGCAGCUCAGCACCUGACACUGACUUUUUUGAGCUGAAGGAAAGUUGCACAAUAAGGGUAGGAUGGAAAAUACUAGUUAUGUAUUUACCAGAACCUGAAGUGGUAAAGCUGAGCACAGUCUGAGAUCUGUUAGGUGAAGCAGGCAGAGACUUGUCCUCCACUUUUCCUUGGGGAUGACAGGUCUGGAGUGACUCCGAGUUUGCUGCUCAACUUGGUCCUCAGUCUUUGAUUUGACUGGCUGCAGAGAGGGGAGGAUGUUUCUGGGAAGCCUGUCAUCCUGCCUCCUUUAGAAAAAUGCUUCAUUCUAGAGGUAGCAGAAUGAGUUGUAGGCACAGCAAAACCACAAGCCAAGGGCUGUCAGGCACUGCUGCCUGGCUGGGUUUGUGGAAAAGUAAAAAACUACAUAUCCUGCAUGCAGACCCCAAACCCCAGGACUCACUGCUUCAUGGAGCAGGAGACAAAGCAAUUAGCAUUGAGGACUGAAUGUAAAGAGAGGGGAAAAUAGAAAAGAUUUAGCUGGGAAAGAAGCAUGAGGGCAAUUUCAUUAGCAGAUCUUAACUCCAUCGUUGUUUCAGAGACCCACUGGAUUGGGUAUGGCAGCAUGUGAGGCCUCAUGAGCAGAGGGGGCUCCCUGCCACUCAUCCCAGGCAAGCAGCAGGCUGGCAGCACACUGGAAUACUCUCCCUCCAUCUCCUUUAAUAUUAAUAAUUUCUUGUUGUAGUGAAAUCCUACUCAUUAGCAGCCUUGGCUGCCUUUUCCCCUCUAUGGGUGUGACUCUCAUUGCUGCCAAGCUUUUGAGACUCAAGAGAAGGCACAGUUGAAGUGAAGAUGGGCCAAAAUUGAAUUCAAAUAAGCAGUUGCUGUGAAAGAGCUGACCUAACAUUUGCAAAGGUCUAGGCUCCCACCUGUGGUCUUCUCCAGGAACUGUCCUCUGCUUGCCAGGAGAACCAGUGUUUUCCACAUUCUCUCAUCACAUCACACCCAUGCUUUUCUGGAAUGUGUAUUUAUCCACUGUUUCCACCUUGUUUCACAUGACAAACCCAUGCAGACAGGAGGAAAACUGUUUUGUUGCCAUCCCAUUUUCUACAGAUCUAGAGGAGACUGAAGCAGGGCUAACCUUGCCCACUGCAUCUCCCACCCACCCCUUGCUGCAGAGCUCUUGCUGCCUUGGGCUGAGAGUGAUCUCUGGUACUGCCUGUGCUUUCAGCUAAUGAAGACAGAGGACCACACCUGGAUUUUAAUUCCUGCUCCACAGUGAUGCAGGUGCAAGUGAACACACAGACAGAAGAGAGCUCUUGUAGGAAGACAAUGUAUUUAUAAAACACGAGGGAGAAUCUGAAUAUCCCCCAGCUCCAACAGAGAGGUGGCCCAGGAGUCAUCUUGAAGGCACAGAGCCACUUUAAGGCAGGUACAAGUCAGAUUUUCAACACAAGGCAUCUGUAUCUAAAAAACAAUCAACUUCAGACAUUUGUAAGCAAUGAGGAGAGAUGUUCAUGCCAGGCAAACAUUAAGACAAUGAUGAAACAAAUAAUAAUUUUCACACAAUACACUUUGCUCAGAUUAAAAGCCAGCCCUUCUUCAUUCCCUUGGUGACCUGCAAAGCAAGCCUGAGCGCCACACUCCAGUCCUGAAUACACAGUCACAUUUGUAGGCAGAGCCCCCUUGCUCUGCACCUCACACUUGGUGGCCCAGAGUCCCCAGCCUGGUCACAUCCUACCCUGGAGAAGGUCUCUUUUGCAGGACUGUCCAUCAUCUCCCCAGCCACAAAGCUUCCGGAGCAGCUUGCUCCUGGCCUGAUGCAAGGAAAAUCCUCUGCAACUGACUUCCUCCAGCUGUCCAAGCAGGACACAGCCAGGAUGCACAUGAAGGCCAGAAACCCCAGCACAGCUUCCUAAAAAGAUCCUGGUGACAGAAAUGUGACCAACUGUUGAGGGGAGUCAGCUUCCUGGCCAUGUCCUUUCACUGCAUAGCUGAGGGAUCUGCUCCUGCUGUGCUUCCUGCUCUCCUCCCUCUUUGUGACUCUGUCUGGGGGAGAAAAACUGCAGCUUGCUUUGGAAGAGGGGCAGCAGCCUCCAGUUGCUCCUGCAAGGUUUGCUGCUGGCCAGUAAACUGGGGAGUGUGGAGCCCCUUCUCACCUCCCAGUGAGGUCUCUGAGCAUGUGGGCUGGAAGACAGUUUUUAUUCCCAUGGGCUCUCCAAGCUCCUCCAUGGAGACUGCCAGCUAGUGCCAAUUAGUAUUAAUCACAUUUACUACUUCCUUGGAUACCGACUGAGUAUUCCCACUGGAAGGGAAGAACAUUUGGGAUGGCAGCUUUGACAGUGGGGAAACUGGCCAUUAGGAAACUGGACUGAAAACCAGGAACUCCUUACAUCUCCUUUAAGGAGUCCUCACGAGGUAGUUCUGCUUACCACUGGCCUGGGUUACAAGGUGUGAAGGAAGGAGUGCAGUCACAGCUGAAAAAUGGGGGCAAGAUCGUCGAAUUCUGCUGGCAGUGCUGAACUGAGGGGAGCAGCCUAUUGUCCAGUCCAUUCUUUGCUGGCUGUCCUCUGUGGUGGGGAAGACUCAUUUGGCAUUUAUACCAAGUGAGUUACCUUCUGGAGGCACCUAAUUCUUGCCAGAUGGAUGCCAGCUGCUAACUUUAGGUGCUAGAGAGCACAUCCAGAGGCAGGGGUGAAAGCACAGGGUACAAAAGAACUCCUCCUCCCCGUGCCUGACUUCUGGGCUGCCACCAAACCCAGCAGUUCUCCAUGUGCAGAGCAGGCACUGUGGUGUUCCCAGAGUGAUGGGCUCAGACAGCUGCUGCUGCUAAAGCCUGGCCAUGUCCAGGCACUCGCCCUCCCCAGAGCCUCUCCCCAUUCCACAGGCAUUGCGUGACACAGCCAGCCUGGACAGGCUGUGCAGGCACAGUCCUGGAGCCUGGAAAGCAGCUCACCUACACACUCGAGGAGUUGUGCCUGUGUCUGAGGGAAGCACAGGCUCUGACUUGCACUGAGAGCAUGACUGACACUGCACAUUCCAGGGAGAAACAGCUUAUUGCAACAUUGCAUCACAGGGCUGUGGUCUCACAAACUCCUAUAAUAUUUAAAAAAAAAAGAGAAAAAUUUCAAAACCAGUGUUGAUUGUUGUCAGACUCUUCCUUGUCACACCAACUGCCAUGAUUUAAUUUCUUAGUAUGUGUGUGGGUAAAGUAUUUCCCCUCAAUAGGAAGAUUACUCUGGCUUGGGCUACCUCUUCUGGGAUAUUGUCUCCAUUCUGGCAAAGGCUCCAUGGAUUCAGAGACACAGCCAUCUCCUGUUUACUUCUCACCACAGCUGCACACUACACAGAACUUUCUGGUAUCUGGUUGAUUUUUUUCUAAAUCCAUCACUCACAAAACCCAGACUGAUGCAAACAGAUGACUUGACAUGAUUUCUAUCUCACGUGCCAGAACUUGUAUGUUCAGUUUUCUACUGCAAUAGCGGAACUUGAUGGACUUGUCAAGCACCACAGACACAGUAACAAAUAAAUGCCUACUCUGAAUUGGCAUCUACUCCAUCAGCAAAGAGCAAAAAAGUCUAGUACCAGCCAGCUGUGCUUGUGUUCUGCACAUAGAAUUACUCCUUCCCAGCAACUCCCCACAGAACUGGGCACCAUGAGCAGCAUCCUAUGUCACACUCCCCUCAAGCUUGAGCCCUUUUCAGCAUGGUAUGGGGACACUGAAGCUGCAGUGUAAAGCACUGAGUGAGCUGGGAUUUCUGGGUUUAAAUAGCCUUCUAAAAUGGUUAAAGGUUAAAAAGAUCUUGCCUUACAUUAACAGGAGUUUAAGAGGAUGAGACUUCCCUGUAGCACCAGGCCAGCUGUGGGCUCUCUCCACAGCUCUUCCAGCAAUGACAGCCUGGGUUUGCCCAUCCUUUUGUUCACUCAACACCCUUCUGUCCUCACUGUUUGUUACACCCAGUGCAUGUGCCAAGACCUGAGGCCACCUCCUCUGUACCAGGCCAGAGCUCCCAGGGCUGUUGCAGAGAUGAAGCACCAACAGCUGUGUUGGGUCUCCAACCAAGAAGCCUGCUCUCUACAUAAGAGUCAAACUAUGACAAGACACAACUGUGAGGCCAUAACUUAUUAAAUUAAAUUAACUUUUAGAUGCUGCAUAAAUGUACAGGAUUCUGAGAGCAGAAGACUCUGUCUCCUCUUCUGACAAAUCACAAUACUUCAACUAAUAAAAUAUUGCCACUUCUUCCCUGCUAGGGUUUCCCUGAUAUUGUUAGGACAAACACAUGUCUGUCAGAUAAGGCUUCAAAGUUCCUCCUGAGAUGCUCUGUUAGCUUCUCUGUAUAGCCCCUUCACUACCCUCAGGCAGUAGGUCAGUAAUUUAGGUGGAAUUGUAAGAUCACCCUUGCCACCUCACCGAGCUACAGGCAAACAUGGCUCCUCUAAGGGAAAUGUAUUCACAACUCCAUCCACAGCCCAUAAUUUGCUGAACAUGAGCACAACUUUUCAUAAUGACCGAAGUGAAAAGCACAGAGAAACAUCUGAGCACCAGCAGCCUAAAGUGCUUAUCAGCUCCUCUGCAUCCAGAUUUCCUUAAGUCAGCACAUGGGCAUGUGGGUGCAAUACAGAUCAGAGAACUUUCAUCUCCUGUCCAAAAUGGGUACUGGAGAAGGCAAAGGAGAGGAAAUGGGGACAGUUGUGAGUUCUUUGUUAUUUUUCUUUUUCA